Molecule: messenger RNA, 4320 nt
Organism: Vitrella brassicaformis
Lineage: Eukaryota; Vitrellaceae
Source: the annotation of a GenBank genome assembly
CUCGAAUUCUCGACAGCUCGCUCCCUUCUUUCUCCCAAACAAACGCCGAGCCGCCCAGACAGAGGCUGAGGCUGUAUCACAGAGAAGUGAAGGCCAACCAACAAUUGCCCUGUGCGAGGCCGCGAUGAUGUCACGAGCCCCGCCUUUCUACUUGUCGGGCGUCCCUCACACAUCGUCUGCAGCCCACUCGAGCGCCUCAGCAGCACCGCGCAGCAGCGACAAUGCUAGCAAUUACCCCAGCUCGCUCGUCGGCAGCUGCUUCGUCUGCUGUGCAUUCCGCGAUAAGGAUGACGGCACGCAGCAGGACCAGCAGGGCCAUGUGUUGAUGCACCAGCACACCGACCCGUUUGUGCGGUGGCGAGAUAAGUGGAAGGGCGUGUUUGACCGGCUGCUGAAGCGGCCGGAGACUGGCGUGGAGGCGGAGGUGUUUCAGAUACUGGCGGGCAUUCUGGCGGGCGAGGCCGUGACGGAGCAGCUUUACAGUAUCUACCAGAGGAAACGGAGCGUCGUGGCACUGUUCGUGCCUGAAAUCGGUGCACACACCAAACAGAGAGGAGGGGAAACACCAGCACCCUACCCUUGGUCUUUUCCCUCUCUCUGUCUGCCCUCUGGGUUUGUGCGUGUGUUUCGUCCAUCCAUCCACAAUGUAUGUGUGCAGCCAACUAUCUUCUGCACGGUGCGGAGCCCAAUCGCUCCCACCUGGAGCAGGUCAUACUGACCCUCUCCUCCCACGACCUGCAGCUGGCCCACCAGUUCUGGUGGUACCUCCAAGGCUCCAUGAUGCCCCCUGUGCUUGUGGAGGGCCAGCUGACUCAGCCCAAGCCACAUGCAAGGGUGGAGCUGCUCAAGCGGGCCUUUGAGGAGGCGGGCAAGGAGGCCGUCAGCGGCGGCAAGCGGCCGGCAAAGAGGGAGAUCACUGCGCAGGUGAGAGAGGGGGUGUGGGUGUGGGGUGCAUGGGUCGCGAGCAGGUCUGUGUGUGUUGUGAUUGUGUGUGGGGGUGGUAGGAUGAUUCCAGUGAGAAGGCGGAUGAUGGCGCGUCGAUCGACAAGAGCCAGCUGAUGCACCGCUUCAGGAAGGUAGGUAUACACCACGCACACGUGUUUCUUCCGUGUGUCGUCCAUCCAUCCAUUCAUUUGGGCGUUAUGUCAUUCGCCAUGCAGACGCCCGAUUUCAUCGACGGCCUCGCCAACAUUUCUCGCAACCUGGUGGCCAUCAAGAGAAGAGACCUCAGGAAAGAGGUGAGGGAGCAAUGCCACUCACCGCAUCGAUGUCUGCAGCCACUGUGUGGUUGAUUUGUGUGCCAACUGAUAGGAGCUGCAGCGGCAGCUGGGCAUUCUCAACGAGAUGCUGCCGGCUGAUGUGUACAUACCCGUGCUCAACAGACAGAAAGGAGGUGCGUGUGCCAGCCCAGCCAGCCCCCUCCCACCCACCACCACCAGACACCAAAACCUCUCCUGUGUGCAAUGCACUUGUUGCAGAGAGCGAGUCGUUUGUGGCCCACACGGUGCUGCAUAUUCCCGUCGAGGAGGCAUUCUGUCUGCAUUCGAAGGACAGGGCGCCCUUCCACGUGUGCGUCGAGGUGCUCGAGACCGACAUGGACGACGACAAUGAGUGGGACACGAGAGAGGUGUGCCCCCCAACACACGUGCAUCCAUCUGUGUGUGUGCGCGCCAUCUUUCCCCUCCCAUCUCUUUGCCAUGUCAGGCCAACAAGACGGAGAGCGUGUUCGAGCUCAUGAAGAAGUCCUUCACCCCCAUGCACAACGCGUACAGCCGACGCGACUCCUACACACACACACACGACUGGCAACACAAGGCCCCCACCCACCACAACCACCCCCACGCCCACCCCUCCAUGCGCCACUCGGCCCCCCUCCCGCCCCUCUCCCCGUCAGCCGACCACCAAGCAGCAGCAAGUGCCAGUGGCAACUCGGCACACGAGCACGAAGGAAGCGAUGCCCACAGCUGCGCUUAUCAUGGUGCUGCUGGUGUGGAUGAGAAGAGUGAAGGCAGGGCGGCGGCUGGUGAGCCGAAGGGGGGCGGGGGCGGGAGCGACGGCGCGGAGCUGUUCAUCGACCCUGCUGUCGGCAGCCUGAUCGUCUCACAGGUGCGUUGGCGCGCGCAAGGGAUGCAUGGACAUCCACAUGUUUGGAUGCCUGUGCGUGUGCGUGUGUGUGUGUGCUGCAGAUGCCGGAGGAGCAGAAGCAGCAUGGCGAGCACUCCCCGUUUCCCCCCCCUGGCCGCGCCCGGAUGCCCAGCACCCACAGCCACGUGUACUCCCACACCCAGCCCGCCACGCCAUACGUCAACGACGACACCAACAGGCGAGAGAGAACCAUCACUGAGGAGGAGACCAGAGGUAUGUAGCCACACCCACACACACACAGAUGAAUCGAUGGGGGGCAUCUGCUUGUGUGCAUGGCAGGUUGGAAUCCGCCCAUCGUCAGCCACAAUGUGAGCAUGGCAGCGUCGGCGGUGCGCUCGUCCGACCGGCUGGAGGGAGACGAUGACGACGACAACUUCGAGCUCACACAGGAAGAGCUGCAGUUCUUCGUAAGCCACCGCCACAUCUCUCUUCCUCUCACUCUCAUUCUCUCACUCUCUCUCUCCCGGUGUGUGUGCAGGAGCGUGUCAAGCAGAAGGGCGGUGCGCGUGGCAUCUUCGGCCAAGUGACGUGGGAGCAGGUGCAGGAGCGUGUGCGCAAGGCCUCCAAGUUCGGUGGCGAACGGGGAUGGCGGCUCGUGUCGGUCAUCGUCAAGACCAACUGCGAGCUGCGCCAGGAACAGCUGGCCGCACAGCUGCUCGGCUGGUUCCAGCGGGUAACUAACACGUGCGCAAGAGAGAGGCCGAGGGAGAGAGAGAAAUGCGUGCUGCACGUGUGGCUUGGCUGCAUGUCCUGCGUAUCAGGUGUGGUCUCGCGCGAAGCUGAAGCUGUGGCUGAAGCCCUUCCACGUGCUGUCGACGUCGUACGAUGCCGGUGGGUGGGCAGGAGGGCCGCGUGUGUGGUGAAGGCAUAUGUGUGUCUCUGUGUGUGUGUGGUUUGUCCAUGCAGGUCUGAUAGAGACGAUCCCCGACGCGAUAUCGAUCGACUCACUCAAGAAGACCUUCCCGGGCUUUGUGUCGAUCAAGGACUACUUCGAGCGGGUCAGCCAGCAGGACCAGAGAAAGCACCCGCACAACGAACACACACACACGAAGCAUUGGUCUGUGGUGCUGCUGUGUGUGUGGGUGUCAUAUGUGCAGACGUACCCCCACUCCCGUCUGCUGCAGAAGGCCAAGCUCAACUACGUCGCCUCAAUGGCCGCCUACUCCAUCGCUUGCUACAUCCUGUCAAUAAGGGACCGGUAGGCACACACAUUCUCCCUCCCGCUCUCUCUCCCCCUCCACACUCGUACACAAUUUUCAGGCACAAUGGGAACAUUUUGAUCGACACCGAGGGCCACGUCAUCCACGUCGACUUCGGCUUCAUGCUGUCUAACGCCCCCGGGAACGUGCGGUUCGAGCCGCCCUUGUUCAAGCUCACCAACGAGCUGCUCGAGGUCAUGGAGGGGCCGCGCUCGACGCUCUUCAGAAAGUUCCGCGCCAGAGUCGUCAAGGGCUUCUUGGCUGUGAGGAGGGAGAUGGACAACCUCUUGGGGCUCAUUGAAAUGAUGAUGCUCGGUAGGCAAUUGCGCACGCAAACAGAGACACGACACCGUUCGCUCGCUCAUUCGUUUCUCUCUCUGUGCGUUAAGGUGAGGAGAACAUAGCGUUGCCGUGUUUUGCGUCGGGUCACGAUGCGGUCAUCGGCGGCAUCCGGGAGAAGAUCCCCGAGAUGAUGCCCGAGCUGGACUUCAGGCAGCACAUACACAACCUCAUCGACGCAUCCGUCGACAACUGGCGGUCACGAUGGUCCGUACGGAUGCCCUCACACACACACGGAUGCCAUCGCUGCUGCACGUGUGUGUUGUGUGGUGUCUUGUGUGUCAGGUACGACAAGUAUCAGCGGUACUUCGUGGGCAUCAUGUGAUGACUGGACCGCCUGGACCGAUCGAUCGCACCCAUUGCCAUCGUGCCCGGCAGUUUUUGAUGCCUGCCUGCCUGCCUGCCUGUGUCGAUUCGUUGCCCUCUGCCUGACAGUUUUGCCACGUUGCUGCGAGCAUUCCGCUCGCCCCCUCGUUCAUUUCCCACCACACGCUUGCGUCUGCCUGGUUGGUGCUGAUUUGAGGCAGCAAGGAGGGAGAUGCAGACGGAUGGGGGCGAAGUGAAUGAGGGCGCGACGAGGACAAAUGGACAAGCUAACGUGAAUGCUACUUCACGAGGUGAGGCUUUAGGGUUCGCG